CAGAACUGAUAGCAGAACUAGAACAUUAACAGAGUUUCAGUACAUUUCCACACAAACCUUUGGAGAGUUUUCAAGAGAAGUAUAAGAAUAAGCCAUGGAGAAAAUGUUCAGAUCCAUUUUUGGAUUAAAACUAUUUGCAAGACCUCGGUCUAAAGGAGAUGUGUACUCUUCGAAGAAGAAGUCCAAACGAAGGAGUGAGAGACCUUCGUCUCCUGAAGACCUCGACCCUCUCACCAUCUUGGGGGAGCACGGACGAAGGGGUGAGAGACCUUCGUCUAGUGGAGGCAACAACCCUUCUAAUAACACGAAGGAGCGCAGGCAAAGGGGUGAGAGCCCUUUGUCUUGUACAGACAAGCCCUCUACCACCAGGCAGCAAGAACCAAAGGAUGUGAGCUCUCUGUUCUUUGUAGGCAACAACCCUUCUACUAACACGAAGGAGCGCAAGCAAAGCGGUGAGAACCCUUUGUCUUGUACGGACAAGCCCUCUACCACCAGGCAGCAAGAACCAAAGGAUGUGAGCUCUCUGUUCUUUGUAGGCAACAACAACCCUUCUACUAACACGAAGGAGCGCAGGCAAAGGGGUGAGAGCCCUUUGUCUUGUACGGACAAGCCCUCUACCACCAGGCAGCAAGAACCAAAGGAUGUGAGCUCUCUGUUCUUUGUAGGCAACAACAACACUUCUACUAACACGAAGGAGCGCAGGCAAAGGGGCAACAACCCUUCUACUAACACGAAGGAGCGCAGGCAAAGCGGUGAGAACCCUUUGUCUUGUACGGACAAGCCCUCUACCACCAGGCAGCAAGAACCAAAGGAUGUGAGCUCUCUGUUCUUUGUAGGCAACAACAACCCUUCUACUAACACGAAGGAGCGCAGGCAAAGGGGUGAGAGCCCUUUGUCUUGUACGGACAAGCCCUGUACCACCAGGCAGCAAGAACCAAAGGAUGUGAGCUCUCUGUUCUUUGUAGGCAACAACCCUUCUACUAACACGAAGGAGCGCAGGCAAAGCGGUGAGAACCCUUUGUCUUGUACGGACAAGCCCUCUACCACCAGGCAGCAAGAACCAAAGGAUGUGAGCUCUCUGUUCUUUGUAGGCAACAACCCUUCUACUAACACAAAGGAGCGCAGGCAAAGCGGUGAGAACCCUUUGUCUUGUACGGACAAGCCCUCUACCACCAGGCAGCAAGAACCAAAGGAUGUGAGCUAUCUGUUCUUUGUAGGCAACAACCCUUCUACUAACACGAAGGAGCGCAGGCAAAGCGGUGAGAAUCCUUUGUCUUGUACGGACAAGCCCUCUACCACCAGGCAGCAAGAACCAAAGGAUGUGAGCUCUCUGUUCUUUGUAGGCAACAACAACCCUUCUACUAACAUGAAGGAGUGCAGGCAAAGCGGUGAGAACCCUUUGUCUUGUACGGACAAGCCCUCUACCACCAGGCAGCAAGAACCAAAGGAUGUGAGCUCUCUGUUCUUUGUAGGCAACAACCCAUCUACUAACACCAAGGAGCGCAGGAAAAUGGGUGAGAGCCCUUUGUCUUCGUCCUCUGAAGACAACCAGCCUUCUCCUCCAAGGAGGCAGCAAGCAUGGGGGGGUGAUAGCCCUUUGUCUUCAUCCUCUAGAGACAACCAGCCUUUUCCUCCAAGGAGGCAGCAAGCAUGGGGGGGUGAUAGCCCUUUGUCUUCAUCCUCUAGAGACAACCAGCCUUUUCCUCCAAGGAGGCAACAAGCAUGGGUGGGUGAGAGCCCUUUGUCUUCAUCCUCUAGAGACAACCAGCCUUCUUCUCCAAGGAGGCAGCAAGAAAAAAGAGUUGAGAGCCCUUCAACUUCAUCGUCUGAAGAUGACGAGCCUUCCACCACAAGUAGGCAGACAAAAAGGGGUGAGAGCCCUUCAUCUUCUGAAGACGAUGAGCCUUCCACCACAAGCAGGCAGCAAGAACAAAGGAGUGAGAGGCCUUUGUCUUUCGCGUAUAUCAGCCGUGCUACCACCUCGAGGCUUGAUAGAGGACUAUUUGUGAGCCUUUUGGCCUCGGUUGGCAAAGACCUUCCUCCCAACUUGAUGCAGGACGGAGGAAGGGGUGACAGCCCUUCCUCUUCAUCUCCUGAAGACAACGAGCCUUCUUCCACAAGGAAGCAGGAAGAUGAAAUGGGUGAGAGCCCUUCAUCUUCUGAAGACGACGAGCCUUCAACCACAAGCAGGCAGCAAGAACAAAGGAGUGAGAAGCCUUUGUCUUCCACAGGCAUCAACCUUGCUACCAUCCCGAGGCUUGACAGAGGACUAUUUGUGAGCCUUUUGGCCUCGGUUGCCAAAGACCUUCCUCCCAACUUGAUGCAGGACGGAGGAAGGGGUGACAGCCCUUCCUCUUCAUCUCCUGAAGAUGACGAGCCUUCUUCCACAAGGAGACAGCAAGAAGAAAUGGUUGAGUGCCCUUCAUCUUCAUCUCGGGUGCACAUCCAAAUGGUUGAGAGACCUUUGUCUCGUGGAGAUUUCAACCCUUCAACCACCUUGAGACAGGACGGACGAAGGGGUGACAGCCCUGCCUCUACAUCUUCAUCUUCUGAAGACGACGAGCCUUCUGCCACAAGGAGGCAGCAAGAAAGAAGGGCUAAUAGCCCUUUACCUAUCUAUCUGAUAGCGAGAAAGUGGCUAGAGGAUGCAAGGAGGAGGAGGGAGGAGGCAGAAAGACAGGAGAUCGAAAAAUGGGAGAGAAAAUUACGUAUGAGUGAGUACGAGUGUGAAGAGAAAUAUAGACAGCUCAGUCUAGAGACGAGGAAGCGGAUUGAAAGGGAAAAGGAGGAGACCGAAAGACAGGAGAAGGAGAAGAGAGAGAGGAAGGAUAGGGAGAUCAUUGAAAGAGAAAAGCAGCGUUUGGAGGAGAAGUGGUUAAGAAUAAUAAGGGUGAGGCGUGAAGAUAUGGAGAAAAAGAACCAGGAGAAGGAGAGGAAAACCUUUGGUCUGCUUUCAAGAAUAUACAUUUGGUGGGUCAGUACCAAGAAGGAACAAAUUUUCCUUGAAAUCAAAUCAAACGUUUUGGCUGAGCACAAACUCGUCCGUCAAGGUCCCCUCAGAAAUCCAAGGAAGUUAAGAGAAAGAGAAAGGCUGGUUGACCAAAGGACGAAGCUGGUUGUGUCCUACAUCAAACAACAGUCUAAGUUGCUGAAAGAAGUGGAGAAGCAAAGACAGAAGAUAGACAGCAAGAAAGUAAGGGUGUGGCGGAAGAAGGUAUGCCACAUCCCAGAAAGACCUUUCUACAGGCCAAUGCCGGUCAGGACACGCACACCCGCACUUGAUACAUACAUCAUGCUUAGGCGCCGAUACCAUUUGUGGUCCAGAGCUCAAGCACCCAUGGAAAAUACUGAGCACUAAUGCCACCUGACCCAAUCUAAUUGAUCCUAAUCUAGCCUAAUUUAACCAAGGUUAGCCCAACACCUAUCCUAUGCUAGCCUAAUUUAGCUUAGGUUAGGUUCUGGCAGAGACCUUAUUUACCAUAACCUAUUCUUACCAAACCUAACCUUAUCUAAACCUAAGAAGGAGAGAUACUAAGGGAGAAGACAGAUGUGUCUUAGCCUUCUUCUUCCUUGGAACCUUGAUUCCAUGUUACCUGUGUUCAGGAGAGGCACAUUAAGAAUGGUUCAUUCAAAAUCUGAAAAGAGAACAUUUCAAUAAGAGGGGAAAAAAAACGAUUGACAUGAGCAUUUUCCACUCCUAAGGUUAAGGUUUGGAUGAAACUAAGGAUCACUUAGGGAUACAUCCCAAAAGAAUCGGCUUGGUUAAGGUGUCACGAACUUCUGUCACCUAUUUUUUAUUUAGUCUUAGUCUUGCCAAAUGUCCUUGUCAGUUUUAGUCAUAUUUAGUCAUUUACAUAUCUUUUGUUGUUAGGGCAAGUUUUAGUCAACUAAAAGUCUCAUAAUUUUAGUCUAGUUUUAGUCAAAAGAGAACUCAAGGUAUCUUAGUCAAGUUUUAGUCAACUAAAAGUCUCAUCAUUAUAGUCUAGUUUUAGUCAAAAGAGAACUCAAGGUAUCUUAGUCAAGUUUUAGUCAACUAAAAGUCUUGUCGCUUUUAGGUUUAUCGAUGUUUAAAGCUCCCAACGUCUCCUUCCAGGCAGCGCUGCAAAAGGAAGGCACUUGGAUUAGGCAAUGGCUAUAGUUAUGAUUAUGGUUAGGGUUAAGGUUAGGGUUAGGUGCU
Molecule: messenger RNA, 4177 nt
Organism: Perca flavescens (yellow perch)
Lineage: Eukaryota; Metazoa; Chordata; Actinopteri; Perciformes; Percidae
Product: histone-lysine N-methyltransferase, H3 lysine-79 specific-like
Exons: 4
Coding region: 95-3358 (1087 amino acids)
Source: RefSeq, a predicted model, not a curated record